Messenger RNA from Mercurialis annua (annual mercury), 1891 nucleotides. RefSeq lists its product as uncharacterized. Gene Ontology annotation, molecular function: zinc ion binding. The record is from RefSeq and is a predicted model, not a curated record. Bases 383 to 1645 code for a protein of 420 amino acids. NCBI's taxonomy places the organism in Eukaryota, Viridiplantae, Streptophyta, Magnoliopsida, Malpighiales, Euphorbiaceae. The transcript has 8 exons.
GGGGGAAACGACAGGAAACAUAGCAAAAAAGUAGAGACACAGUGACAGUAGCAAGUGAGAAACUAAGGGACCUGUCUUGACCACCACACACACCUCGUAUCCAAAUUCUCUUUUUAUUAAUCCAUUAGUUAAUCAUAUCUCUAAUUAAUUUACUGAUCAUAUUCAAACACAAGAAUAAUUGUAGCUUAUAGAUCACAACAAAAUCAAAGCAACUUCCUUUGUUUAUUUCUUUACCUUUCACUGUCUUUUUCUCGUUUUCCCAGUCUAAAAGAUUGUUUCUUUUUUCAAUCUUGAAACAUAAAUCUCUCUAAAUAGUAGUUUCUUUAUAUUAAUUCCUAUUUGGUAUUACAUCUUUUUGAAAUUGGCUUACUAUUAAUAAAUAAUGCAAGCUGCUCAACCAAUUACUAAUGGAGUUGCUGAGGUUUCUUCAGAGACUGAGCCAAACCUUGGGGAAUUUUCCAAUGGAGAAGUUUCAAAUGCAGGACUAAAUGCUAGGCGCUCAGAUCUUUUAGUUAAAGUACCACCUAGACCUGCAGGGUUUGGCACUAGUAGGAGUGGGAAAGGCUUUACGCACACUCAAAAUUCAAGUAAAGGUAGUUCAUCAUCAGGUGGCUUUUUGCGGGCCUUAAGCUUCAAGAACAAGAUUUCUGUGCCUGAUGCAGAGAGUAGCUUUCUCCUCAAUUCAGACGCUAAGACAUCUCCCGAUAGUCCUGUUCUUGCAAAUCUUAGAGCUGCAUUUUCUUGGCAAAGAUGUACAUCUCUUCCCGUUACACACGCAUCAAAUUUGUCACCUUCAGUUUCCACGCCUGUUUCAGCAAGAUUGCCUGGUGAAUCUAUCAAAGCAAGUAAAGGAGCUGUCCAGGGAGCUGUUUCUAGGUCCCUUUCUAAAGUAAUUGUGAGAUCUGUUUCUUUUGCUUCUCGCAAUGAGAAUGUUCCGGCAACUCCCAAUGAAGAUCAAAUAUCCUCCGCGCCAGCAGAAGUUGAGGAUGAAGAAAUCCCUGAAGAGGAAGCUGUGUGUAGGAUCUGUUUUGAUGUAUGUGAAGAGGGAAAUACGCUCAAAAUGGAGUGCAGUUGCAAAGGCGCUCUUCGACUUGUACAUGAAGAAUGUGCAAUCAAAUGGUUUAGCAUAAAAGGAAACAAGAACUGUGAAGUAUGUGGGCAAGAGGUUAAGAACUUACCUGUAACAUUACUGCGGGUGACGAGCUCUGCUCAAAUAUAUAACAGGCAGGACCAGAGUCAGCGACGAUCGAGGUCUCAAGCAAUAAGUGUCUGGCAGGACUUUGUAGUGCUCGUCAUAAUUAGCACCAUAUGCUACUUCUUCUUCCUGGAACAAUUAUUGAUUCAAGAGAUGAAGACACGAGCAAUCAUAAUUGCUGCACCAUUUGCCUUUACAUUGGGACUUUUGGCAUCCAUUUUUGCUGUCAUCCUAGCUAUCAGAGAGUAUGUAUGGACAUAUGCGGCACUUCAAUUCGCUCUUGUGGCCAUUUUUGUUCACCUAUUUUAUAGCAUGCUUCAACUUAAGGCGAUUUUUGCUAUUUUGGUUUCUUCAGUUUUGGGUUUCGGGUUAGCUAUGACUCUCAACUCAUUGUACAUUCAGUAUUAUGCUUGGCGGGUUCAGGUGGUGCAGAGCCCCACUGCAGUAUAACUAGGAAACCAGCAACAGAACUGAUAUGGCCAUUAAUGAACAUCUCGAAAAUUCAGUUGCUCAAGAUCGGUGCUUCCGAGAACAUGGGAAAUUGCAUUACUCUUGUCCGUUUUGCUAUCAAAAAGAGAGCAUCAUGUUUUCCAUCAGUCCGCUUUAGUUGUAGAAUUGUGUUCAAUCCGCAAUAGAUGAAAGGUUUUAUCUUGGAUUUUCAUUUGUUUGUUAAGAAUUAACUACAAUUUGAGAUAA